Oryzias melastigma (Indian medaka) is the source of this 1004-nucleotide messenger RNA. Its product is annotated as methyltransferase-like protein 7A. The transcript has 2 exons. The record is from RefSeq and is a predicted model, not a curated record. Gene Ontology annotation, molecular function: S-adenosylmethionine-dependent methyltransferase activity. Lineage: Eukaryota; Metazoa; Chordata; Actinopteri; Beloniformes; Adrianichthyidae. Bases 81 to 809 code for a protein of 242 amino acids.
CGCAUACCGCGCGCGCAUGCGCAGCAGGUUUGUUUGGUUUGUUUUGCUCUCCUGCCGCCCGGACCUCCGCUCCCUCCAGCAUGAGUGUUUUUAUCACUUUUUGGGCCUCGCUGGUCAAUAUUUUAUGCCUCCCUCUGCAUUUAAUCAAAGCGGUCGGUCUGUAUGAAGGAUACAAACGAAUCUUUCCUUUCUGCUGCAACCGAAUCACCGGAAUGUACAACAAGAAAAUGCACGAGCGAAAGCAGCAGCUGUUCCGCAGCCUGUCGGAGUUCGCUCCGGCCCGCGGGCCGCUCACCAUCCUGGAGGUCGGCUGCGGUACCGGGGCGAACUUCCAGUUCUACCCGGCGGGCUGCAGGGUGAUCUGCACGGACCCGAACCCGCACUUCCAGAAGUACCUGAAGAACAACAUCGAGAAGAACGACCACCUGACCUACGAGAAGUUCGCGGUGGCUUCUGGGGAGGACCUGGGCUCGUUCGGGGACGAGUCCGUGGACGUGGUGGUGUGCACGCUCGUGCUCUGCUCUGUCGCAGACAUCACCGCCACUCUGCGGGAGGCCAUCCGGGUCCUGCGGCCGGGGGGGGCCUUCUUCUUCCUGGAGCACGUGGCUGCCGACCCCUCCAGCUGGACCUACUUCUUCCAGCACGUCCUCCAGCCUGCCUGGUACUACUUCGGGGAUGGCUGUGCCGUCACUCGGGAAUCGUGGAAGAACCUGGAGAACGCCGGAUUCUCCGACCUGAAGCUGAGACACAUCGAAGCGCCGCUCGCCUUCAUCAUCAGACCACACAUCGUUGGCUACGGCGUCAAAUAACUUCAGAGUUUGAUGGAGGAGUCCACCGGGGAAAACCAACAGAAAAGGAACAGCAAAAUGUUUUUGGAAGGAGCUACUUGUUACAAAUGUGCCUGGAUGUUGUUUAGCAUCACUGAGUUUUGUUUAAAGGUCUACACACCAGCAUGACCGACUUGUUUGAGCUUUUGUGUAUCAUAAUGUUCUUUUUUUUUUUUU